GGAAAUGACUGGAGCCAAAACAAAGCGUGAGGGGGUGAAAUAUUAAGAAAUAAUAAUAAUUUUAAUAAUGGUGUUUUAACAGUGUGAGCGUGAGAAAACAUGUCAGGUUUGUCCAUUACGCACUCCAUCAGCUGGCGCGGCUCAGAGCUCUCCUCCGAUCUGGAUUGUGGAUUGUGACAAGUGCCAGGACAGAGACCCAAACAAACCAGGACUACAAGCGUGCCCGCCCGCCCGGGGAUUGUCGCUCUUUGAUCGGGAGGUCCCUUUCACUUUUUUUGCCUGACAGCAAAACCUCCCCGGAGCCAAGACGUUGUUCCGCGUAGACCCGGGUUGCCCCAGUCCGAGCAGCGCAGUCCGUGUGGGAAGGUCGGCUCUCGGCGCCCUGCAGGCCGGAGAGAUGAUGGUCCACUGUGCCGGGUGCGAACGGCCCAUCCUGGACCGGUUCCUCCUCAACGUGCUGGACCGAGCCUGGCACGCCAAGUGCGUCCAGUGCUGCGAGUGCAACUGCAACCUCACCGAGAAGUGUUUCUCCAGGGACGGCAAGCUCUAUUGCAAAAUGGACUUUUUCAGGCGCUUUGGCACCAAGUGUGCGGGCUGUCUGCAGGGAAUCUCGCCGAACGACCUGGUCCGCAAAGCCCGCAGCAAGGUGUUCCACCUGAACUGCUUCACCUGCAUGGUGUGCAACAAGCAGCUGUCCACGGGAGAGGAGCUCUACGUCAUAGACGAGAACAAGUUUGUGUGCAAAGAAGAUUACUCGAGCUCCGGAGCCAUCAACGAAGUCAACCUGAACUCAGUGUCCUCGUGUACAGAUAGGAGUUUAUCGCCGGAUCUGCAGGACCCAAUACAGGAAGACAUAAAGGAGACGGACAAUUCCACGUCCUCUGAUAAGGAAACGAACAAUAUUGAGAAUGAGGAGCAGAACUCGGGGACCAAGAGGCGGGGACCCCGGACCACCAUCAAGGCCAAGCAGCUGGAAACGUUAAAGGCCGCGUUUGUCGCCACGCCGAAACCGACCCGGCACAUCCGGGAACAGCUGGCCCAGGAAACGGGACUGAACAUGCGCGUCAUCCAGGUUUGGUUCCAGAACAGAAGAUCCAAAGAGCGACGAAUGAAGCAGCUGAGUGCACUGGGGGCCCGGCGGCACGCCUUCUUCAGGGGCCCCAGGAGGAUGAGGCCCUUGGGGGGCCGGCUGGAGGAUCCGGAUAUUUUAGGACCGGGAGCCUAUGGAUACUACGGAGAAUACCAAGGUGAUUAUUACGGACCAGGGACCAACUACGACUUCUUCCCCCACGGCCCUCCGUCCUCGCAGGCCCAGUCCCCGGCCGAGUCCCUCUACGUCCUGGGCUCGGGCCCCGGGGCCAUGGAGGGUUCGGGGCACCACCCCUCAGACGACCAAAGGUUCACGGACAUGAUCUCCCACGCGGAAACCCCCAGCCCCGAGCCGGGCUUACCCAGCUCCCUGCAGCCCGUCCCGGGGGAGGCUUACGGGGGCGGACCCAGUCCUCCUUUCUCCUUGGCCAGUAACUCCAGUUACAGCGCGCCCAUGUCCCACCAAGGCCAGGAGAUGGGAGAAACCGCCGCCUGGUAAAGAAAGGACUAACCCACAGGACAAUUCCUGGGCUGGAUGUCUAGCCUCGUUAAUUCAGGAGAUGAAUAAAUUAAAAAAAAAGUGGAGUGAAAAAUACAGCUAAAAAUUUUUAUGGAGGACUUUUUAAACUGAUUUUCACGAAUCGAGAAUGGGACAGCCUGCUGGAAAAAGUACCACCCGCUGCCCGGUAGACACUCCAAAGCAUAUCCCAUCCUGGAUUUACUGGACUUGAAUUAUUUAAAAAAAAACAACAACACAUAAUUUUGCGAUUCCAUCCAGCAAAAAUGCUUCUCGCCUUCCCCGUUAACGUUAACGAAGGUUAUCUCCUCAUGCUCUAGGAACAUUUAGAGAGAAAUGCCAAAGGGGACAUGUUUAGUUCUCUUAAUUUCUCACCACUUUUUCCUUUUGUUGCUUCAGAGCAAUGUUUUUUUUUUUAAUUUUUGUUCAUUACUAAGUUGUCACUUGACCCUCAGUAUCAGAAAGACAAAGGACCAUGUUUUAACAUAUGCUUUAAUGUUCAUAUUCAAAGACGCCACAGUCAAAAAAACGUUGCUUUAAACAUUAUUCUCUGUAAGACAAUAUGUCUAAUCAAAGGCUGCUUUUUGAUAGAAACUGCACACACACACACACACACACACACACACACACACAUGCACACACACUCCUGGCAUUGACUUUCUCGAGCAAACAUCUCAGCUUUAAGUCCCUUAAUGCACAAAAAGCGUUCUUGACCAUAGCUCAAAAGAAGGAUGUCUAUACCAUUAUUCAAAACACGGACACAAUUAUACCGACACUUGUGCUCACUCAAGCACACACACACAUUCACACACACA
Molecule: messenger RNA, 2421 nt
Organism: Centropristis striata (black sea bass)
Lineage: Eukaryota; Metazoa; Chordata; Actinopteri; Perciformes; Serranidae
Gene: lhx5
Product: LIM homeobox 5
Exons: 5
Coding region: 398-1588 (396 amino acids)
Biological process (GO): neuron differentiation; regulation of transcription by RNA polymerase II
Cellular component (GO): nucleus
Molecular function (GO): RNA polymerase II transcription regulatory region sequence-specific DNA binding; DNA-binding transcription factor activity, RNA polymerase II-specific
Source: RefSeq, a predicted model, not a curated record